Ictidomys tridecemlineatus (thirteen-lined ground squirrel) is the source of this 1143-nucleotide messenger RNA. RefSeq names its product pancreatic progenitor cell differentiation and proliferation factor like (gene Ppdpfl). NCBI's taxonomy places the organism in Eukaryota, Metazoa, Chordata, Mammalia, Rodentia, Sciuridae. The record is from RefSeq and is a predicted model, not a curated record. Gene Ontology annotation, biological process: multicellular organism development; cell differentiation.
UGACCUGGCUGUGUGCCACCUCACCUCAAAUUACCAAUAGUUCAGGCACCAGCCAGCUUGGGCUUCUAAAUAUAAGGUUGCUCACAGAUUCUCGACCACAUCAACUGCCACCGUGGUACUGCUUUCAGAAUGUGCUUUUUCUGAAGAAACUUUAAAACUACAUAUUUUUAGAAGAUCAAGUUGGAGAAAACAAAUAGAUUGCUGCUCCAUCUCUCAAGGGACAAACCAUGGCAACAGUACCUUCCAUUGGAUGUCUCCUGGCCAAAAAUCAGUAUUACCGAAAGUCCAGUAUUUCUUCAGUUAGUUCCUUAACUAGCUCUGAUUCUGUUAAUUUAAUAGAAGAUGACAGAACUCUUCAAGGAUUACCCGAAAUGGCAGAAUCCACCUGGUGGUUUAAAUCUUUUUUCCAUUCUGAACCUGUGCUUUCAAAUGUGAGAAACAAAGAUUUAUCUUCUAGUGGCACUCACAGUUGAUUCUGACAAUCAAGAUCUCUCCCUGCUGUGGUGCUACAGACGUGAACCCUUAAGCUCAGCAUGCCAGCUAUUCCAGAGGACUCUUCCCUAUUGUAAGAAGACAAAACCUACCUGAGAUCUCAUUUCUGAGGCAAUAUCACAGAAGCUGCUCAUAGCAGAAAUUUAGGCAUUUUCCUUAACACUAUCACAGCAAGUGGUACCAGCGACAUGGAGAACAUUUACAAACCUGCCUUUAGAGAUGUUCACCUAUUUAAAGUAAUGAGUCUCCAAAUGCAGUGACUUAGGUAAAACAGUCCUUUCAUUAUCUAUAUUAUUUUUAUCUAGAAAUUUAAUUUAGACUCUUUUUAUGUCUGCUAUAUGUUAUAAUGCCUUAAAACUGAAGAAGCCUCUAUGCUUCUUCAGAGGUAAAUAUAUUACCUCUUAAAUAUAGUACCAUACAUCUAACCAAUUGAUUUGUAGUGUAGAGUUUAAAAUUCUUGAUUUAAAUAAUAUUUAAGAACAUGGAAAAUUAUAACACAAUAUUAAUAAAAAGUGAGAUAAUAAAAACUGUGUGGUAUGAUUUUAAUUGUAUUACUGAUUACAAAUGGAUAAAGUAGAUUGGAAAGAACUAUGUCAAAAAUGCUAGCAGUGGUCAUUUCUGGAUUUGGGAUUGUGAAUACGUUUAUUUUUU